Molecule: messenger RNA, 1803 nt
Organism: Entrophospora sp. SA101
Lineage: Eukaryota; Fungi; Glomeromycota; Glomeromycetes; Entrophosporales; Entrophosporaceae
Source: the annotation of a GenBank genome assembly
AUGGCUUCCACAUUUAUUACUGCUAAUAACACACCUAGAAAACUUAAUGUGAAUUUACCAAGAUAUCCUUAUAGAUUGCUUGAUGAAGCAACCAGGAGGGAAAAGGAAGCACUUGCACAAAAACAUGAAGAUGAAGAGGCUAGAAAUAAUAAUAAGCCAGAUAUGAUUACAAAAUUAGAUAUAUUUAAAACAGACUCAUUUUUGAAUGAUGAUAAAGCCAUCAUUGGGUACGCAACUAUUCCUCAAGUAGUCAUUGAUUCCCUUGAAAGAAUGCUUGGAGAUAUUUCAGGACUUCCACGCACUAUUGGUAAUGGAAUCCUAGAAAAAAAAGAAAGCGAUAACAAUCAUAAAAAUGAUUCUGAUAUUAUUCCUUAUAGCCUGAAUGGAUUUUCAAAUAGUUCAAAAAAAAUCAUGAAAUCAGAUAUCAAGAAUAUGAGCAAAGAAAAGACAAAUGCUGGCUUUGGACCAAUUCAUGGUGAAGCAAGGCAAAAAAUUAUUGAUAACCCAAACAAUAAUAAAGAAUUUGACAAACUUGAUGAUAUUUUAUCACUACUUCAAGAAUUACGGAAUAAUGACCAUAACAUCCAUGAGAUUAUGACACAAUCACAAACUUUUCAAAGACACAUAGAAAAGUUAGAGUCAGAACUUAAACAAACAAAUGCUCAAUUGAACACUGAAACAAAAAAGCAUUCUGAUGAAACACAUAGCUUUAAAUUAAAAGAAAGUCAACUUCGAUCUGAGAUAACUGCACUAAAAAAUGGUUCAUUACAGCAAGAAAACAAAAUUAAUCUUGCACAUAGUCAAUUGAAAUCGCUUGAAAAACAAAAUCAAUCAUUUAUCCAAGAAAAUGAUAAACUGAAACAAUCAGAAAGAAAUCUGGAAAUUAAAAUUUGUAAGAUUGAUGCUGAUUUGGCAAGCGCAAGAACAAAAAUCUCUGAACUUGAGCAUGAAAAUCAACAUAAGCUUGCUGAAAAUGAUAAUUCAUGGGAGAACAAAGAAAAUUCUUUAAAAUCAGAGCUUUAUGCAACUGAACGAUCAUUGAAAGAGCUCAAAGCAUAUCAAGAACAAUUGAAAGCUGGUGCAUCAAUUGAUCAAAUAAUAAAAGAUCGUCAAGGAGAGCUUGAAAAGCAGUUGAAAGAUCUUACUGCAAAGAGUCGUGAGUCGAAAAAUUCAAAUGAAGGAUUAAAAAUUCAAGAAUCAGCUCAGUCAAAAAGUAAAAAUCAGGAGUUGGACAAUAUUCAAUUACGUAGGAGGAUUCAAGACCUUGAGAAAAGGUUGUCUGAAGCUCAAUCAAGCAGAAAUGCAGAAAAUGAGUUAAUCAAUAAAGAACUCAGUGUUCUUCGAGCAGAAAACAGUCGUCUCAAGACUGAAACAAAAGAAUCUUCAGAAAUCCAUAGAAAGAAUCAAAGCCUCGAAGAACAAACUGCUGAACUUUCAAAGUUAAGACCUCAUAUUAAAAGUUUGGAAAAGCAUGUUGCAGAACUUGAGAGAGUCUGCCAACACAUGAGUGAAUCAGAAUCUCAUGCUGUUGAUUUACUUGAACGAAAUAAAGACUUGGAGAAUCAAGUAGCCGAGCUUAGUGUGCUCCGUAAACGUUUAAGAGAUUCAGAUAAUCAAAUAAAUGAAUUGCGUAGUAUUCAAAAACGGAUCACUGAGCUAGAAACUGUACAAACUGAAUAUGAUAUGCAAAAAGCAUCAAACAUGGAUGAUAACUAUUCUGCUGCCACAAUUACAAAUUAUGAAAUUCUCAUGUACAAUGUUGUGGUUAAAGCUCCUCACAAGCUGGCUCAUGCAGAGCCUUAG